AAUGGAUAUCCAAAGUUGCACAUUGGUUCAAAACUGACAGUUAACAUACUGUACUGUACAUUUAUAACUGCAAAUAAAUACAUAUUUCUGAUCAGAAUUGUUUGAAUAAAAGCAGUGAUAUGUGUUUACUUGAAGAAAUCUGGGAUUACCUACAGUCACUUUCACGAUGACAACCUUAUGGCAACAGUCUUGAAUCUCUUUGCUGCUGGGACUGACACAACAUCAGAUACACUGAGAUGGGCACUUCUGCUUGUGGCCAAGUAUCCAGAAAUACAAGACCAGGUCCAAGAGGAGCUGAGCAGAGUGAUAGGACAUCGUCAAGUACAAAUUCAGGACAGAAAGAACCUGCACUUUGUCAAUGCUGUCCUCCAUGAGACACAGAGAUUGGCUAACAUUGCCCCAAUGUCGCUUCCUCACAAAACUAGCCAAGAUGUGACCCUUCAAGGUCAUUUCAUUAAGAAGGGGACCACGGUGAUUCCUUUGUUGACGUCUGUCCUGUACGAUGAGAGUGAAUGGGAGAACCCACACAGCUUUUAUCCUGCUCACUUCCUUGACAAAGAUGGACAGUUUGUGAAGCGAGAUGCCUUCAUGCCUUUCUCUGCAGGUCUCAGAGCUUGUCCCGGAGAAAGUUUGGCCAAGAUGGAGCUCUUCUUCUUUUUCACCAGCCUCCUGCAGUACUUUCGGUUCACCCCUGCUCCAGGAGUUUCAGCGGAUGAACUCGAUCUGACUCCAUGCAUGCACCUAACCCUCGACCCAGUACCGCAUAAGCUGUGUGCUGCACCCCGAAUACGAGGAGUUUACCAGGAGUGACAAAGUUCAACACCACUGAAGUAAUCGGGAUGAUGAAUAUUGAUUGGAUGUCAGAAGAGCUUAUGUGCAAGCAAUCAAAAAUGAUUAUAUAGCUAUUACUGGUUAUUUAUGCAGAGCACAAUCACUCUAAAUAUAUUACAUAAUGUCUUUCUUGUAACUUGACAUGUAAAAUACGAAUGCAAUUAUUUGUUGUGCACAAUAAAAAAAGAUGAAGAUUUCCGGCCUUUUUUCUAGUAACUCUUUCAUCUUGGAGUUUUACAUUUUCCAAGUUGAGUAACACAGCAAUAAAGUUAUAAACUUUAAAAGGAACUCUCAAUACGGCAAAUCUUCCUGCUGCAACCCUAUCCACCAAAGAUAAUGUGAUUUUUAAAGGGAUAUUACAAUCAGAACCAGUCUGACCAAAGUAGAGCGUUCCCCAAUGUCUUCAUAUGUCACUGUACAUUUAUCGUCCUCUCCAACAUUAUGUAUCUGUGAAACUAAAUAAAAUAAAUUUGUCCACCUAUCUUCAAAACAAA
Notothenia coriiceps (black rockcod) is the source of this 1325-nucleotide messenger RNA. RefSeq names its product cytochrome P450 2K1-like. The coding region runs from base 178 to 810 and encodes 210 amino acids. Gene Ontology annotation, molecular function: oxidoreductase activity, acting on paired donors, with incorporation or reduction of molecular oxygen, reduced flavin or flavoprotein as one donor, and incorporation of one atom of oxygen; heme binding; iron ion binding. The record is from RefSeq and is a predicted model, not a curated record. The transcript is spliced from 4 exons. Gene Ontology annotation, biological process: xenobiotic metabolic process. Lineage: Eukaryota; Metazoa; Chordata; Actinopteri; Perciformes; Nototheniidae. Gene Ontology annotation, cellular component: cytoplasm; intracellular membrane-bounded organelle.